This is a messenger RNA of Saccostrea echinata, 2398 nucleotides long. RefSeq names its product KH domain-containing RNA-binding protein qki.L-like. Gene Ontology annotation, molecular function: mRNA binding. Gene Ontology annotation, cellular component: nucleus. NCBI's taxonomy places the organism in Eukaryota, Metazoa, Mollusca, Bivalvia, Ostreida, Ostreidae. The record is from RefSeq and is a predicted model, not a curated record. Gene Ontology annotation, biological process: regulation of mRNA splicing, via spliceosome. Bases 131 to 1366 code for a protein of 411 amino acids. The transcript has 10 exons.
UUAGCACGUGUUCAUAAACAAUUUUACAUGAUAGAGGGGGAACAUAAGAACUUAUUGUAGUGAUUUGUAGUUUUGGAUUCUAACCCCUACUUAACUUUGGUAGUUUUGCAGCUCAGGCGCUUGUUUUAACAUGGGGACUGAAACUAAUAAAGACGAGCGUAACACUCCUGAGUAUCUAGCACAGCUACUCAAAGACAAAAAGCAGAUACAGGCUUUUCCCAACGUUUUUGUGCAUUUAGAAAAACUUUUAGACGAAGAAAUCAACAGAGUCAGACUUCAGUUGUUUCAUCACAAAGGCAAUGGCCGCAUCCCUCUUGAACUUCCAGAACCUAUUGGUCCUGUCCAAACAGUGUCGGAAAAGCUGUACGUCCCAGUCAAAGAACACCCAGAGUUUAACUUUGUGGGGAGGAUAUUGGGACCUCGAGGAAUGACAGCAAAAGAACUAGAACAGUACACAGGUUGUAAAAUAAUGGUUCGAGGAAAAGGCUCAAUGCGAGACAAAAAGAAGGAAGAACAGAACAGAGGAAAACCUAACUGGGAGCACCUGAAUGAAGAGCUCCAUGUGUUGAUAACUGUAGAGGACACUCUCAACAGGGCAGAGGUCAAAAUGGCCAAGGCUAUGGAGGAGGUCAAGAAGCUUCUAGUACCCGCUCCGGAAGGAGAGGAUGAUUUGAAGAAAAUGCAAUUGAUGGAACUGGCCAUCUUGAAUGGGACAUAUCGCGAUUCCAAAGCAAUCCCUCUAGCUCGUAAGUCUCAGCCCUGUCUCAGACAGGCUAACCCCGAUGGCGAGGAUGAUCUUAAGAAACGUCAGCUGAUGGAACUGGCUAUCAUCAACGGAACGUAUAGGGACACAUCUAAACCGGCCACUUCCCAGGCCGGCCCAGGCGGUCAAUCUGCCUCUUCUCAUGCCUUUGGACUACCCUGGAAUGCACAACUUCAAACCAUGCAAAUGUUGGGUCAAUUCGAUGCCAGUGGAAUCGACCAUAAGAGCAUACUCAAGACUUCUUCAGAGGCCCCACGCUUUCUGACAGCAGCUUCACCCCUGACAGCGGGGAUCACCGCAGCCACUCAUCUUCGUUCUCCCACCCCAGCAGGUGCCCCCCUCAUUCUGGCUCCAAGAAUGCCUCAGGUUGCCACUAGCUCAGCAUCCAUGAUGAACCCACCCCCCUUGGUGUCCCCUACAGAUACGGCGGGAACAGGGCUGGUGUACAAUCCUUACGAAUACCCCUACUCCCUACAGCCAACGGCAGCCAUUGUUGAGUACCCCACCUCUUUUGAGCAGACGGCAGCCGGUGCUGUGCCUAAGAUCCGCAGAACCCUGGACAGCGUAAGGACACACCCCUAUACUAGGGUAGCCCUUCCAUAAUUUAGUAGGAAGCUGUGCCUACGAAACUAACUCAAACCCACCAGAACACUUGAAAAAGAACAAAGACCUACAAAAAAAACACUUUGGAUCAGGGGCCUACUGAAGGCAGCAGCGCACGGCACCUAACAUUGUCGUCCAUGAAGUUCUACUCACAAUAAAACAAAGCUGACAUCUUGGUGUGUGGGAAUUAUCCAACAAAAAAAAAUAUUGCUGGAUUUUAUACAAAGGCUGCCUUCCUAGCAAAACUGCAACCACUAACAUGCCUUAUAUUUAUAAAAUUAUAUAUAUAUCUAUAUAUGUUCUGGCAGAAAAUUUUUUUGACUUCAUUUGGAUCAUUGAGAAAGUGUGAGUUGUGUUUAUUUUUUAAAACUAAAGGUCUAAUUUUGAAAAUGGAUCAAAGUGUUUUUGAACACUUAUUUUGUGAAAUUGAGGUUGAAAUGAGGUCAACUGAGAACCGUCCUUGUGCCAAUAAUAAAAAUCAUGUAGAAAAAAACUAAGUGCCUGACAAUUUAUACUCUUCAGAACUAAUGUAGACUAACAUUGUUUAUGUAUCUUUUUUUGUUGUUAAUGAAUGUUCAUUGGUGUGCAACAAGGAAUAUGCUAUGUCAUUUAUUUUUUUCAUUAUUGAAAAUUAACUUUUUUUUACAUGCCUUUCACAUCAAGAAUUUAGAUGAGAUUAACAGUUUGUAUUAUACAUAUAAAACACUGUCUGUAAAGAAUAAUUUAUACCUCCCAAUCUGUUUUCACAAUUUGUACUAUCAUACAUACUCUUAACUCUCAGUAUAGAACAAAAUUAAGUGUGGCUAGCAUUAAUGACAGGUAUACAAGUACUUAACAAUUUGUGCUGAUGAAGAAUCUUGGAAAUAUAUCUUGCAAGAAAAGGCCCUAGACUUAUCAAUAUUCAUACAUUGAUAUUAUAUUUUAUUGAUAUCUGAGUUUAUAUUAUAUGUUUUGUAAGCAUAAUGUUUUAAGUUUUAAUGAACAAAUGAGCUUAAAAUCAAAUUAUUAUUUUUUUUCAAUGAGGCUAUCAUG